Molecule: messenger RNA, 3493 nt
Organism: Pogoniulus pusillus (Red-fronted tinkerbird)
Lineage: Eukaryota; Metazoa; Chordata; Aves; Piciformes; Lybiidae
Gene: ZBTB2
Product: zinc finger and BTB domain containing 2
Exons: 3
Coding region: 96-1631 (511 amino acids)
Biological process (GO): regulation of transcription by RNA polymerase II
Cellular component (GO): nucleus
Molecular function (GO): protein binding; DNA-binding transcription factor activity, RNA polymerase II-specific
Source: RefSeq, a predicted model, not a curated record
CCGUUGUUGCUGCUGCUGCUGCUGGGCGCGGAGACGGCGGCGGCCCGCGCAGCACCUGGCGCCUCAGCGGCCCGCGGCCCUCAGAGUAUAAAAAGAUGGAUUUGGCCAACCAUGGACUCAUUCUGCUGCAGCAACUAAAUGCUCAGAGAGAGUUUGGUUUCCUGUGUGACUGCACAGUUGCCAUUGGGGAUGUCUACUUCAAGGCACACAAAUCAGUCCUUGCUUCUUUCUCCAACUACUUCAAGAUGUUGUUUGUUCAUCAAACCAGUGAAUGUGUCCGUUUGAAAGCAACUGACAUACAGCCAGAUAUCUUCAGUUAUCUCUUACAUUUGAUGUACACUGGGAAGAUGGCACCGCAACUCAUUGACCCAGUUCGACUAGAGCAGGGAAUAAAGUUUCUGCAUGCAUAUCCACUAAUUCAAGAGGCCAGCCUUGCAAGUCAGGGAACUUUUUCUCACCCGGAUCAAGUGUUUCCAUUAGCAUCUUCAUUAUAUGGCAUUCAGAUUGCAGAUCACCAGAUAAGACAUCCCACUAAGGUUACAUCAGCGACUGACAAACUCGGGCGAGAAUCAAGGCCACAGACAUCGCGGAUGAACCAAGAGCAGGUUUCUGAAGGCUCACAGCUCUCGCAGCUAGGUACGACUCUGCCACAAGUGAACCGGACAAAUAUGUCCACUUCUGACCCAUUGCCAUCUUCUUUAUCUCCAGAGUUGGUGUCUGCUGCUGGUAAUAAUUCACCUGCAGGAGAAGAGGCCAACAUGGAAGCAUCUUCUUCAGACGAACAGCCUGCCUCACUCACAAUAGCACACGUCAAGCCGAGCAUUAUGAAAAGGAAUGGAAGCUUCCCAAAAUACUAUGCCUGCCACCUCUGCGGUCGUCGGUUUAAUUUGCGAAGUAGUUUGCGUGAGCAUCUGCAGAUCCACACGGGAGUUCCCUUCACAUCUAGCCAGCAGGGAGAAAGUAAUAUUUCUUUGUCCCUCUGCAACAACACAGCUGAUAAAGAUGCUACAGAAGUGCCUGAAGCAGGGAUGAUUAGUGACAGUGAGCUGCAGCAGAUCUCAGACUCCCCAAUAAUUGAUGGGCAGCAGCAGUCAGAGACACCACCGCCCUCUGACAUUGCAGACAUAGACAACCUGGAGCAGGCAGAUCAAGAGAGGGAAGUAAAACGACGGAAAUACGAAUGUUCCAUCUGCGGUCGCAAGUUUAUUCAGAAAAGCCACUGGAGGGAGCACAUGUACAUACACACUGGCAAGCCCUUCAAGUGCAGCACUUGCGACAAAAGCUUUUGUAGGGCUAACCAGGCUGCUAGACACGUGUGCCUAAACCAGAGCAUGGACACAUACACGAUGGUGGACAAACAGACUCUGGAACUCUGUACUUUUGAGGAAGGCAGUCAGAUGGACAACAUGCUUGUACAGACCAACAAGCCCUACAAAUGUAACUUGUGUGACAAAACAUUUUCAACUCCCAAUGAAGUAGUCAAACAUUCGUGCCAAAAUCAAAACUCUGUCUUUACACUAGAAGAAGAUCGCUCCAUUCUGCUAGGUAGUGGGGACACAGAAGCCACAGAGACUGAAAAUGCAGUGUUAACCUCCAUCAAAAAGGAGCAGGAAGCAGUGUUGUUAGACUGAAUGUGAAACUUAUAUAAAUUUUUUAAAGUUUCUUUAUGUAUUUUUUAUUAAAUCAAUUUUUCCCUCCCUCCACCUCUUGCCUCACUUACCCUUGCCAUCUCUUCGACCAGUCUCCUUCCUGCCCUUUGUCUUCAGCAACCAGAACUGUACUGGCACAUUAGAAAAUUGGACUUUACCUCUCCCACCAAAGCAAACAAAAGAGCUUUUGCAUCAAACCGUAGCAUAAUUGAUUUUAAUACAAAGGAACAUGUGAAAAGGUAAUCCAGCUAACUAUGUUGAAAGUAUUAGUUAAUCCAAAUUGAAUAGAUUUUAAACAAAAUUUAGAUUGCUUAAAAGUGUAGAUACGAUACUGAGUGUACCAGUUUGGUAAGCAAAGUACAUGUAUGUAAGUCUCCCUGGUAAAGACCAUUUUAAGAAGAUGUGGUAAAUGACAAACACCACACUUUUUAGAAGUCCACGUGAAGGUUGAUUAAAGUUAUCACUUAAAACCCUCAGAAUGUUUCUCAAUAUAUGCAAAAAUCUCUGUUGAGUUAAAAAGAGCUGAGGGUGUUUGGUUUCUUUUAGCCUUAUGGGUUCCUUCCUUAUGGUAGCCUUUGGGUAUCUGUUUCAGGUAGCAUCGAGUCAAGCAAAGUAGUUACUUAGUCAAAUUUUGACUUAAGUAGCUGUAACAAUAAUGUGAUGGCAAUCUUUACAUGCAUAUAUAUAUAUAUAUAAAAAUACUGUAUAUGUAUAAAGACUUUUAUAUAUAUAUAUAUAUAUAUAUAUAUAUAUAUGAAAUGUGUGUAUAUUUGAUAGAGAUAAAAGCACACAUGCUUUUUUAAGUAAUUAGCCAUCCACUCUCAGAUUCAGUCCAGAAAGUCUUAGCUGUUUGAGAGAACUAGUCGUUGCACAGAUUAUUUUAAAUCAAAUGUAAAACAUCCUGGGUGCAUGCAUUUUUGCUAGCCUGUUGAAGAGGAGCUAAUAGGAAAGUGUUGUCACCCAAGAUGCAAAGGAAAAGUGACACUGGUGAGCACUUUACCACCAAGAGUGCAGCACGUUAGCUACAGGUUUGAAUCAUUCUACAUGAAAGGAGAGAGUAAAGCUCUCAGGCAAGCAAUGUCCAUGAUUUCAUUUGGUAUAACAGUGUGAGUUCAGAGGAGGAAAAUGCACAGAGAAGUUCUAGCAACAGGGGAUCAUGGUUGUUUUAGAGUGAAUCUGGAGUACUAGCUGGAAAAUUCUGCUCUGUGAGAGUCCUGUUAUUUUCAAAGCCAAGACAAAGUGCAAAAGCUGGAAGGAUUAAUUCUGUAGUUUUAGUUACUGCUGAUGGUAGCACUGCAUCUUUGUGUUAAAAAUGAAGUUGUUGAUUCUUAUUUAAUGUAGAUGCCCGGGUUUUUGCUGGUAGCCCUAAAACCCAAACUGAAAACAGUGAAGCCCACCAAGCAAUUACUGGGCCAACACAAGAUGUAAGCAGACAGAAUAUAUGCCCCAUCAUAAAUGGAGACAGUGUUUUGGGGGGAGGGGCGGGAGAGGGCAAGUCACAAACCACAACUCCUCUCUGUGUAUACGUUUAAACUGAGUAUCAUCUUUUUGUGUAUAGUUAAGUUCUCAGAUUUGUAAGUUUUUAUACAUAAUUUCAUUGAAUAAAAACUGAAUUAAAUGGAAUGUGAUUUAUUGAGUUGAAGGUGAAAGGUUAUUAGCUUUCAGUGUUUCUGAAACUGAACUGUUUUUGAAGCCAAACCAUGUAUUCUGUUUAUCAGACUAAAACCUCUGUCAUACAGAUGAACAAAAUAGCUUAGUAAACCAUGAAGCAGUGGAUUCAGCAUUAGAAGUCACUAUAUGUUCUUUUUUUUUCCAGUUAAUUAUAACAGGAUGAUUAUUGUAAA